AUGUCUGCCCCCAACCUGAGAGAGAAGUAUGAGGAGGAGCGUCAAAAGCGUCUUCGGCCGGAAGGCAUGAACCAGUACAUUGACUUCCGCGAUCCUGUUAUCGGUGACAAGUUGGGACGCGACCCUUGGGUUAACUACGAUCAUGUCGUCGCCAACGGAUCCCCAUUGAAGGACGGCGCGGCAGUGAAGUUUACGAUUAUCGGUGGUGGCCAUUCGGGUCUCCUACACGCCGUCCGUCUACUCGAUGCUGGCUUCAAACCAGAAGAUAUGGUUCUUGUGGACUCAGCCGGCGGGUAUGGCGGCACUUGGUACUGGAAUCGGUAUCCAGGGCUUAUGUGUGAUGUGGAGGGAUACGUCUAUCUGCCUUUGCUGGAGGAGACCGGCUACGUGCCCAAGCACAAGUACUCCUACGGACCUGAAAUCCGUGGUCAAUGCGAAAGAAUUGCCGCCCACUACAAACUUCAGGGUCAAUUCUGUACUCAGGUCAUGCAUCAAGAGUGGGACGACGGGAAGCGCCGUUGGAUCGUCACAAUGAAGCAAGACCUUGGCCCCCUUCGAGACCCGGUCCAUCUGACCAUUGAGACCCAAUUUUUGAUCUCAGCCGCUGGCUCUCUCUGCGUGCCUCACGUCCCUCGACUUCCUGGGUUGCUGGAGCUCAUGGCGAACCGAAAGGUCUUCCACUCUGCUCGAUGGGACUGGGAAUACACCGGCGGGAGCGAGGCCCAGCCGGACUUGGUGAACUUGAAAGGGAAGAAGGUCGGCAUAAUAGGAACCGGGGCAACUGCCAUCCAGAUUGUUCCAGAGCUCGCCAAGUGGGCGGAUCAGCUGUACGUCUUCCAGCGCACACCAUCUUACGUGGGCCCCCGUGGCCAGAGGGAGACGACUCCUGGGGACUGGAAAAAAGUCGCCCACAAGAAGGGUUGGCAGUACGAAAGACAAGACAACUUUAAUCACUUUAUCACGAAUGAUCCGGUUCCCGAGAACAUGAUUGAUGAUGGCUGGACCGCUUCGGACUCUCACUCGGUGUCCGGCUUUGUCGGUUGUCCGUCGAGGUUGGUCACUCCGGAUACGAUAGACGAGCACAUCACCUCGAUGUACCAGAUGGACGCACCACGAGCGGAGCGACUACGUGCUCGCAUCGCUAAUGAGGUCAAGGAUGAGGCCACUGCACAGAAACUUCAGCCGUGGUAUGCGGGCUGGUGUAAGAGACCAGCCUUCCAUGACGACUACCUACCAGCUUUCAACCGGCCAAAUGUCACGCUCGUGGACACCAACGGAAAGGGGGUCGACAGAUUCACAGAGUCCGGAGUAGUCGCCAACGGUACGGUGUAUGACUUGGACGUCCUGGUUCUGGCCACAGGGUUUUACACUCGCGGAAAAGACCAAUCGCCAUCAGGCCCAUUGAAUGCUCCUAUCAUCGGAAGAAACGGACUUGAGGCUACGCAGAAGUGGGCUUCCGACGAGUAUGGCACAAUCUUUGGCGCAUUUUCCCACGGGUUCCCCAACGCAUUCUUCAGCAGUCCUAUUCGCGGCGGCGUUUCGUACAACCUGACAUCAGCGUUCGACAUAACGGCACGAUUUACAGCUAGCACAAUCGCGAGUGCUCACAAACAAGCUGAAAACACCAGCAGGAUCGCAAUCGAGCCAACAAAGCUGGCUGAAAACAAAUAUACAGAUGAAGUGCAAAAGCGCGCUCUGUGGUAUAGUGUCCUUGCGACAUGCACCCCAGGCUGGUUCACAGGUGAAGGCGAAGCCGUCUUUGAGGACGGCGUGCCUUCACCGUCGACGACCGAUAUAUAUCACGAUGCUCUCGAGCGUUGGGUGUUUGAGGAACGCAAAGAGUCUGGCCCCUUUGGAUGGGACAAGCUCCUACCCAACCGAAAGAUCUCAACCGCAUCGACCCCGGGAACCUUUUUCAAUGAUCCUCCCACCUAA
This is a messenger RNA of Aspergillus terreus NIH2624, 1935 nucleotides long. RefSeq names its product flavin-containing monooxygenase. Lineage: Eukaryota; Fungi; Ascomycota; Eurotiomycetes; Eurotiales; Aspergillaceae. The transcript has 2 exons. The record is from RefSeq and is a predicted model, not a curated record. The coding region runs from base 1 to 1935 and encodes 644 amino acids.